AUGUCGAGCGUUGUUCCCAGUGAGUUCUAUUUUAGUCCUUCCGACAGAUUUGUAUCAAUUUGAAAGCUACGAGAGAAUAGUUGGGGUUCUCGAGUACUUAGAUGACAUGUUCAACAAAACCAUGGACUCAGUGGCAGGAAGAGUACGGUUUAUUUAGGUCAAAGAAUGCAGAGCGAGAGUAGAUGGAAUCACUCAAAGGGUUGCAGCUGCCAAAUCUAAAGUAGACGUCAUUGCUGGGGCAACUCGCGCACUCACAAUUCAAUCCACAUCUCUUUUCCCGAAGAUUGACAGACAUGAUGACCAAUUGCUGCCUCCUCAGAAACCAAUGCCCAAAUUCCACCCUACAGUCCAUGAAAUCCAGCACCCAGGAAGAGCACCAGUUUCACAUGUAUCUGAUGUUAAAAUGCUAUAUGAGCUCUAUACCUCAAUGGAUAUUCCGACUCCGACAAUGCUUGAUAAGCCUCAAAAGCAUGAAGAAAUGGGCCUUGGAGACUAUCCUGAGACUUUGGCCUUUGCAACAAGUCUCCUCUUGUUUGGGUCAAAAGAUAAUCCUUAUCAAAUGGAAGAGCAAGAAAUGCAAGUUGAAAAGCCAUUGGUAAGACCAUCUAUUGCUCAGUCUUUUUCGCUGCCAGAUGCUCCAUCAACUCUCCGAAACUCUACAAAUUCAUUAGAAUACCAAGAAAAAAAGUUUGAUUUUGUUCCUGAUAGUGACCCAACACCAAAAAUGGAAAUGCCUUCACAGUUGAAUAUUGCUGGAAUUGCAAAUCUUGACUGGGACGAAGACCUUGAAGAGGAUAACUUCAUUUUCCAGCCAACCAAAAAAGUAGGAGCAUUGCCUUCACUUCCGAACUUAGGAGAUAACUCAAAGCCUUUACCAAGCUUACCGAAAACAGAAAAUCUGCCUCCAUUGCCAAGCCUUCCUGGAUCAUCGUCACCUAAGCCUUCUUCUCAGCCAGCCCCAAGAACUCAGCCACCUCCACCACCACCUCCUCCACCGCCUCCACCGCCUCCAUCACAGCCGGCCCAAUCUAAGCCGAGAACUGCUCCCCCACCACCUCCACCACCUCCACCUCCACCACCUCCACGUUCAGUUAUUUCAUCCGUUUCUAGCGUCCCACCUCCUCCAAAAGACGUUCCACUUCCAUCUCAUCCUAACGAAAAUGCCCGUAGCAAAAUGCUUGACGAUCUCAGAACUGAAAAUCCUCUAGCGAGACUCAAAAAGACAGUUAUCAACGACACAAAGCCUGAUGCUGGAAAACCAGGACUAGGAGGGUCAAAAUCCAAAGAUCCGUUUGCACAGCUUAAAGAGCAAAUUCAAAGAAGAUUCAAAGAAAUCCAUGAACCGCCAGUUUCUGGAAGUGUAGCAAAACCACAGACACUCGCUGACGCUAAAUAUGGCAACCAAGAAAAUGAAAGUAGAGAGUGGUCCUCCGAUGAAGAUUAA
Messenger RNA from Blepharisma stoltei, 1444 nucleotides. The record is from the annotation of a GenBank genome assembly. Lineage: Eukaryota; Ciliophora; Heterotrichea; Heterotrichida; Blepharismidae.